AUGUUCAACCUGGCAGGAGCAUUCCAGCAAUUUCCAGGCGAGAUAGUAGUGAGUGUCAUAGUAGUGCUAGUUAGUUUCCGAGUCUUGCCCCUUGUAUACUGUAUUGGUAGUUUCUUGAUUGCAUCUCGCCCAGCUUCACCAUCCGCCCUGGCAGCAGCAGUAACAGGCAAACAUAUAGUCAUAUCAGGUGCCUCAGCUGGUCUGGGCCUCUCUACCGCAUUCGCUCUAGCUCAAGCUGGUGCCAAACUGACUCUCAUUGCACGAGGAACGGAUCGUGAUGCCCAAGGCAAAUCACGACUCGACCAUGCUGUAGAGGCAUGUCUGCAACGAACUAGUAAUGUAGGAUUUGUAGCUUGUGAUGUCGCUGAUUACGCUCAACUGGUCGCUGGAUUAUCAAAUGCAGUCAAGGAACGAGGUGAUAUAGAUUGGGUAAUUGCAAAUGCUGGUGCUUCUGUGCCUGGAUUUCUCAUGGAUCAGAUACCGACUGAUGGUGAUACUUCUGUAUUGGACUAUAUGCUGAAUGUCAACUCGAAGGGGCCUGCUCAUUUGAUACAAGCGGUCUUGUCGGUUGCCGCUGCACACAGUAAAAGUAGUGUUAAAAUCAGUGGCAUACCUAUAGAUACCAGUGUCAAGAUGCCUGAACGUAUUGUAUUGGUUGGUAGCCAGGUCUGUUGCGUGGGUUUCAUUGGGUAUACUGCUUAUGCUGCUAGCAAGUUUGCUCUCAGAGGUUACACUGACGCACUGCGCUCAGAAAUGGUGCCAUUCGACACUCAAGUCCAACUCUUUCUUCCAGGAAACAUGGACACCCCUGGUUUCCUAACGGAAAACAAAACAAAACCAGCAAUAACAGCAAAAAUAGAAGGAACCAUCUCGACUCUAUCUGCCGACAGUGCUGCUUCAGUAAUGUUGGGUGGAAUUCUAUCAAAUCGAUACUACAUUACUAGCGAUAUUAUCGGUGAAUUGAUACGUAUAUAUGCUCAUGGGAUGGUGGCCAGACGACCCAAUCCAUUGGCUGAAAUCAUGGCUAUGCCGUUGUUGACUACUAUAUUUUAUAUCUUUGCUCUGGCAGUGGAUAUGGACACGAGGGGGUAUGGGCGUGCUGAACGCGCCAAGCUUCGAUAG
Molecule: messenger RNA, 1122 nt
Organism: Synchytrium microbalum
Lineage: Eukaryota; Fungi; Chytridiomycota; Chytridiomycetes; Synchytriales; Synchytriaceae
Exons: 2
Coding region: 1-1122 (373 amino acids)
Biological process (GO): sphingolipid biosynthetic process
Cellular component (GO): endoplasmic reticulum membrane
Molecular function (GO): 3-dehydrosphinganine reductase activity
Source: RefSeq, a predicted model, not a curated record